Molecule: messenger RNA, 903 nt
Organism: Heterobilharzia americana
Lineage: Eukaryota; Metazoa; Platyhelminthes; Trematoda; Strigeidida; Schistosomatidae
Source: the annotation of a GenBank genome assembly
UGAUCACUGUACUUUACAUACUUUUCCAAACAAUGCUUAAUAAUUACGCUUCUGAUUUCGAAAAAUAACCCAACCUAUCUCUUCCGUGAUUUGGUAUCCGAGCUCUUGCUUAGGAUUCGAAAGUGGAAAUAUCCUGCAGCAUUAUCUUACAAGUACUAUUCUAUUUUCAAACAUAUAUAUAAUGAACAUCGAGAUGCACACUGCAUAAAAAAAAUUACUAAAUUAGAAGUGUUAGUGUUAAACCAUAAUUGCCGUGGACUGGAUUAUGCAGCAAACCGUGAGGAGCGAGAUGGCCAUACACUGGACUGAUGAAAAGACCCUAGAAGAAGAUUUGGAUUUCGCCGAUGAUGAUUUAUGUCCAAUGUCUUGUCGCAUAAACUGGAAGAUCUAAAGACGAAAACUAACAAGUUGGCGAAAGAGGCAAGGCAGAGAAGACGGGACUUCCUUCAGGUGAACGUAGAGAAGACGCAGGUGAUGAAGAUACCCAACCAACAACAACAACAAAAAGAAUCAAUCACCAUCAACGGGAGAAACUUACAGGAAUUAGUCCCUUUCACUUACCUAGACAGCCAGCAUCGUUCCAACUACAGGCGUCACAGACGAGGAUGUCAAAGCCACAUUGGGAAAGACAGCGAGACAGUUGUUCAUCAGUGUGAAACCAGCGUGGAGAUCUGCUGCAGUGCACUCAGCUUAAAGCGUGAACAAGAUCCGGAUUUUCAAGACUAAUAUGAGUGAAGUCAGUGCUUCUAUGUGAUAGUUGAGAGAGCUUUGGUGCGUCAGGAAAAGCAUUUCCGACAAACUACAGAUAUUCAUCAACAGCUGCCACCUACUCUGACUUGAUACUGAGGAUGGAGAUGAGAUGGAUGUCGAGGAUAGUAAGAAUAAGGAAGAAGGAACUUUGGC